Molecule: messenger RNA, 2140 nt
Organism: Somion occarium
Lineage: Eukaryota; Fungi; Basidiomycota; Agaricomycetes; Polyporales; Cerrenaceae
Source: the annotation of a GenBank genome assembly
AUCCCGCGAUUAUCCCCAAAUCCCUGCUGCCCUUCGCUCUACGGUCCGUGUCAGCUGCAAUCCCUGGCUAGCGUUCUCUACGCCCUUCUUCACCCUGCUGCCCUCCAUUUAUCCGCAUCUCCCCUUAUCACACUCACAGGCUGACGCUUUCCCCUCCCAGAUCCCGAUCAGCCCACAUCUCUCUGUCUUGCCGUAUAUAGUCCUGUAUGCACAACUCCUCCAAUCCCUCCUCCUCCUCCCCAGCUAUGCCUACCAUGUACGACCGCAGUUCCCCUGCCUCACAGCACUCCUCUCUCCACUCCGCUCACAGAGCAAAGCGGCGCCACAGUCACCGCUCUCACUCGCCUGCCCCUCGCAUAUCCACCCUCCUCCCUCACCAUGGCUCUUCACAAUACUCGCCCUCCUCUCGCGCAGAGGACAUCUCCAGACUUCUAGAUCCUGCAUACUCCUCUUCUUCGUCCACCGCCGCCUCGGCCUCUCGCGCCUAUGUUGACCACCGGGGCGACCUUCACGACCCUGACUACCGCGACUUCCCCGUCCUCCGUUCAAAAACAACUCACAAGCAACGGCGCACCAGCGCAAGCAGCUCACGUUCUCUCAGCGUUCCACGCGAUGGAUACAAUCGAUACUCCAAUUCUUACUCAAUGGCCACACCCACAGGUGUGCGACCAGAGUGGGAGCGUGACUGGACUGCGGAAGGUGCGGACGCAGAGGAAGACGAAGAGCCAGAAGAUGACGCCACGACGUUUUCGUCUCAUUCUCACUUCAACCCCUUCGUGUCCGAGUCGAGGACGCGUCGAUUUGCGCCUCAGUAUUCGCCGCCACGCUGGUUUGGCGAGCCUACUCCCUUGUCCUCUUCUCCCGUGUCAUUAAACGAUGAUGAGAAUGAGGACAACGCCCUCCAGCUCGUGUCUUCGCCGUUCGAGAGGCCGCUGCGUGAGACCAUGGAUGACGAACUUGAGGAUGACGAGCGGAAGAAGCCACGGAGACAUCAUCACCGUAUCCGUAAGCCUGUUUGCAAGCGUGAGAAGGAGCAAACUAUGGCACCUGCGGAUUCGGAGAAGUGUCGAAAUGAGUCUUCCUUAGAGGGUCGCGAUGAACGCAUUCAUGUUGAAGAUAACGACUUUGUACCUUCGUGCACGCAUUCACUUCGUAGACAAUGGCAAGCAGUAUCGCUUCGCUUCCGGUUUAGCGUGUUCCACGUCAAACAGCGCAUCCGACGCAGCUUCAGGUAGAACGUAGAAUCAACCCCCCCCCCCUUUAUUCUACUCUAUCCUCUACCGAUUUUUUUGUCACGACACACUACCAUUUGCGAUGCCUUCACGACCUCACACAAUCACAUACCAAGUCUCAAUUUCAUCAUCACACGCGCAGCAUUCCACUCUCAUACCAUCACACGCCUCAGCAAUUCAUGUCUCACUUUAUAUCCGGACUUUCUUGCUUGUCGCUCGCGCACACAUGCACGCAUGCAUACACUGCGUAUACACGCUAAAAUGGUCCAUGGUUACGGUUCUAUCCUUAUGACCUACCUAUCACUAUCGCAUAUCUAUCUCCCCCCACCCGCCGCCCGCAUUCCCCAUCCGCAUCCCGCAUCCCCCCUUUGCGACUUGCUCUUCCUCUCUUCCCUCCGACUUUUGCACUACACCGAACACUCCUGCCCCGCUCUCCCAUCUUCAUCCGCAUCUCACGAUUUUGUUGGACCCUCACGUGUUACGAACCUGAAGCAAUCAAUUGUACUCUUAUGCACGCAUUUUCUUUUUGCACGUACGAACACUUCACAUUUUAUUCCCCGCCCACUUUUCUUCUUCUUUUCCCCCUCCCCGACAUUAUAUCCUUUUUGUGUUCCGCACUGUUUCAGUGUGGGUUGUUGUUUAACGUCCUUUUGCAUCACUUUCGCAUUCUCAAUGUUGUAUUUUUGCUUUCCCCAACUUUGCUUGAUUUGCUCUCACUUUAGUGAGAUACUUUCAUACGAUGAUGAAUUGUGAUGAUGAUGAUGGUCUUCUUGGUUUCAUGGGUUCACGGUUUACGGUUUUUCAAGGGUCAAUGGUUGGAUUACGAAGAGAAUGAGUUUAUAGUCACACCCCAGUACAGUAGCAAGCACUAGACACUCAAAUGCAUACAAAUAAACGCCUUAAACCAC